Messenger RNA from Rhineura floridana, 10808 nucleotides. It is a transcript of the gene MGAT5, whose product is annotated as alpha-1,6-mannosylglycoprotein 6-beta-N-acetylglucosaminyltransferase. Gene Ontology annotation, molecular function: alpha-1,6-mannosylglycoprotein 6-beta-N-acetylglucosaminyltransferase activity. The record is from RefSeq and is a predicted model, not a curated record. Gene Ontology annotation, biological process: protein N-linked glycosylation. Gene Ontology annotation, cellular component: Golgi apparatus. The coding region runs from base 740 to 2968 and encodes 742 amino acids. NCBI's taxonomy places the organism in Eukaryota, Metazoa, Chordata, Lepidosauria, Squamata, Rhineuridae. The transcript is spliced from 18 exons.
CCUGCCAAGAGUCUCUCCACCUCAUCCGUCCAGAUUUGCUGCGGUCUUUCUCCUAGGCCAGGCAAAGAAGGAUCACACUUUGAAGACGUUCCCUUUUCUUUGCGGCGGCUUUUUGUUUUUGUUUUUUUAAAAUAUAUGCACGCUCCUCGCCAGGGUGGGUAGUUUGCAGACGUUCCCUGACUCUCCAGCGAGGCGAGACUGGUAUACACGCUCCCGGCUCUUAGACGCUCCCUGCUCGGCCCGGGCUCCUUCACCCUGGUAGAAUCAGCAGCAGCUGCCGCCUACUCGUAGGACCGCCGCUUUCGGGUCGCUUCCCGCGGGGGGCUCCGGUGCUGCAGUUGUGAGCCUGGCCUUGGCAGAGCUGCAAAUUCCCACCGCUGCUGCGUUGCUCCAGAUCUGGCCUCCCCGCCAAUCCGGCGGGGGGGCCAAGCCCCGGCCCCGCUUCAGAGAGUAGGAUGGGUGGAGGAGCACGGGGCAACUCGCCGGCGAUGCAGGAGGCGCUGAGUGCAUCUGCUCAGAAAUUUUCUGCUUGGGUCCAGUGUAACUUCAGACAUUUAAGUAUGAAGGGAAGCUAUCCUUUUCAAAGCAUCAGAGUAGAAUUGAAUGGAGAUGGUACGUUCACUAAAGAAGCAGAGUGAAUAGCUCCGGAAUUGUGAUUGUUACUUGCCUGGGCUAUGAACUGAGGUCUUGGUUUGGACUGCAAGACCCUUCUAGUGACUCCAGAGCUGGUGAGACAGCCAUGGCAUUUUUUACUCCAUGGAAGUUGUCCUCUCAGAAACUUGGCUUCUUUCUGGUGACUUUUGGCUUCAUUUGGGGAAUGAUGCUCCUGCAUUUUACUAUCCAGCAGAAGACUCAGCAUGAAAGCAGUUCAGUGCUUCGUGAACAAAUACUGGACCUCAGCAAAAGAUACAUAAAAGCACUAGCAGAAGAGAAUAGGAAUGUGGUGGAUGGGCCAUACGUUGGGACCAUGACUGCAUAUGAUCUGAAAAAAACACUGGCUGUCCUCCUAGAUAACAUCCUGCAACGUAUUGGGAAGCUUGAAUCUAAAGUGGAAAACCUUGUAUUCAAUGGCACAGGUGCAAACUCCACAAAUAGUACCUCCACUGCUACUCCCAGUGCAGGAAUAGCUGAAAAGCUCAAUGUUGCAGAUCUGAUUAAUGGAGCCCAGGAACAGUGUGAAUUGCCUCCCAUGGAUGGCUUCCCCCACUGCGAGGAUAAAAUAAAAUGGAUGAAAGAUAUGUGGCGAUCCGAUCCUUGUUACUCGAGUUAUGGUGUGGAUGGAUCUACGUGCUCCUUCUUUAUUUACCUCAGUGAGGUUGAAAACUGGUGUCCUCGUUUACCCUGGAGAGCAAAAAAUCCUAAUGAAGAAACUGAUCCAAAAGCAGUGGCUGAAAUUAGAACCAAUUUUGAUUUGCUGUACAAAAUGAUGUCCAGACAUGAAGAAUUCCGGUGGAUGAUGCUACGAAUAAGAAGGAUGGCAGACACUUGGAUAGAAGCAAUUAAAUCACUUGCUGAAAAACAAAAUCUCGAAAAGAGAAAACGAAAAAAGGUCCUCGUUCAUUUGGGACUCCUUACAAAAGAAUCUGGAUUCAAGAUAGCAGAAAAUGCCUUUAGUGGUGGCCCACUUGGUGAAUUAGUCCAGUGGAGUGAUUUAAUUACAUCUCUCUAUUUACUGGGCCAUGACAUUAGGAUUUCAGCUUCAUUGGCAGAGCUCAAGGAGAUUAUGAAGAAGGUUGUUGGUAACAGAUCUGGCUGCCCAACUCAAGGGGAUAAAGUAGUUGAACUUAUUUACAUUGACAUUGUUGGACUGACUCAAUUUAAGAAAACACUUGGACCAUCCUGGGUUCACUAUCAGUGCAUGUUACGAGUGCUAGAUUCAUUUGGGACUGAACCAGAGUUUAACCAUGCUCAUUAUGCCCAAUCGAAAGGCCACAAAACUCCAUGGGGAAAAUGGAACCUUAAUCCACAACAGUUCUACACAAUGUUUCCUCACACUCCAGACAAUAGUUUCCUUGGCUUUGUUGUGGAACAAUAUCUGAAUUCUAGUGACAUCAAGCACUUCAAUGUCGUUAAGAGGCAGAAUCAGUCACUUGUUUAUGGCAAAGUAGAUAACUUCUGGAAGGAUAAGAAAUCUUACUUGGAUGUCAUUCAUACCUAUACAGAAGUUCAUGGAACUGUCCAUGGGACAAGUACUGUCUACAUGCCCAGUUAUGUAAAAAACCACGGCAUCCUCAGUGGCCGGGAUUUGCAGUUCCUGCUGAGAGGGACAAAACUCUUUGUUGGUCUUGGUUUUCCAUAUGAGGGACCUGCUCCUCUGGAGGCCAUUGCAAAUGGAUGUGCAUUUCUGAAUCCAAAGUUUAAUCCACCCAAAAGCAGCAAAAAUACAGAUUUCUUCAAAGGCAAGCCAACACUCCGAGAGUUGACAUCUCAACAUCCCUAUGCUGAAGUUUACAUUGGGAGGCCUCAUGUUUGGACUGUAAACAUCAAUGAUCUUUCUGAAGUUGAGAAGGCAGUGAAAGCAAUUUUGAAUCAAAAGACUGAACCUUACUUACCCUUUGAAUUCACAUGUGAAGGAAUGCUCCAGAGAAUGAAUGUUUUCAUAGAGAAACAGGAUUUCUGCCACGGGCAAGUGAUGUGGCCCCCAUUAAGUGCCCUUCAGGUUAAAAUUGCUGGGUCCGGGAAAUCAUGCAAGCAGGUUUGUCAAGAAAAUCAGCUUAUCUGUGAGCCGUCCUUUUUCCAGCACCUGAAUAAGGAUAAAGACCUCUUGAAGUACAACAUUGAAUGCCAUACAGUAGAGUCUGCAAAUGAUAUUGUGGUUCCAUCUUUUGAUGAAAAGAGAAAACACUGUGUUUUCCAGGGUGAUCUCUUGUUGUUCAGCUGUGCAGGAUCUCAUCCGAACCACAAAAGAAUCUGUCCUUGUAGAGACUAUCUUAAAGGACAAGUUGCACUUUGUAAAGACUGUCUAUAGCAGCAACUCACAUGACUUUAUGAAGGGACAAAAGAGCCAGUGGCUUGGAGAGAACUACUGCCAUUUCUUGCACUUUGCUACUGCAGGCAGAAUUGCUGAAAAGCAAAAAUUUGUACCAAGAUGGAACAGAUAAGCGAUUUAAAAAAAAUCCUCAAAUGAUUUAUAUAUUUUCCUAAGUGAAUGACUCCAACAAAACUCACAGAAAUCUCUUUAUUUACUUAAGGAGGUGACAAAUGAAGUUCAGCAUUUUGUAAGAGUAAAACAAGAGUGUGGGUUUCUUUUCCCAACGGCUCAUCAUGAUCAACAACUUUUCUGAAUAUUAUUUCCAGUAAAAAUAGAAAUCUGGAAGAGACUGGUCUGUACAGGAAAGACUAACACACAUCCUAGGUACACUCUUUCUAGGGUUCUACUGAGCCCUGAAGGGCUGGUGCUGUCCUUGUGAACUUGGAACUACAAUGUAACACAGCUACUGAAUCUCUCAUGGUUGACUAUUGGUUUUUCUCUUACCCGGCACACAUUGCAAAUUCACAGCAGCUGCGUUGCAGUCUCCAGAUAGCAAAGCAAGUCAUCCCAUGAAAUGGGAGGACUGGUGGCUGCCUGAGUGGCAAAUCCUUUUGGUUUGAUAAUGGAUUGUGGCGUUCAUCAGGGCUUACAGGCCACAUAAUGCGUAAUAUUUACAAUGUAUGGUCUUGUCUAGAAUUAUCAGCACCUUUUUCCUACUCCCCCAAAGUUUUGUCUUAAGGUGGUGACAAGACACGCUGUGUGACCACUGAAUAAAAUGGUGCCAUUGGAGCAAUAUUCUCUUCAGUUUGCUAUAGGGUAGUGAGGUAGCGCAACAGCGGUUGAAAGUUGAAAAUAGAAACGAGGCAGUCAAGUGGUCUGUCUUGACAACUUGCGGAGAUUUAAAGAGCUAGUAUAGCACACACAAAACAAUGGCUACGAACAGAAGAGGCCUUUUAGAUAGAUAAGUAAAAGUGGGCCAAUAGUGUUAUAAACUGAAAUUAAUUCUAAGUAUUGAACUCAGAUUUGCUUGUAGAAAGCAGAUGGGCUGUUAUUUAAAAAGUUGUUUGGCAGCACUGACAUCUUUAAAAGCACUACUUGUAGACAGUAAAAGACAUUUACUAGAAAACAAAUGCUUCCUCUCUUUGGAGCUAGGUCUAAAAAUCACCACAGGUUGACAAGAAAAGACUUGGACUAUUUUCAAUAACACAUUUGAGUUUGAUGUUUUUGUUAUUUUCUUCCCCAUCCCCAUCCUUUAAACAUUACUUACUAUUUCUACUGAUGGGCAUUUUUUCUAUUCUUUUGUAAUGUAACUUUAUUCAUUAUUUGGUAUCCAUCAUUUUAUGUGGUACACACUACCAUAUCUUUUGACAUACCAAAGACCAUGAGGAAAAACACUGUUCUCAAAAAAAUAUUGAGAGAUGAGUCUAUAAAAAUGAUUUUUAAUUGUUUUAAAAAUUGCAUAUCUGCAGGGCAUAGCUCCAGAAAUGUUUACCAGUAAGGGUGUUCAGAAAGGUUUUACCAAGACUAAUACAUUUAAUUGUAUGUGCAUAAUUAAAAAUGAGCAGUGGUUGGCCCCAAACUCCAGUAAAUUGUGAUUGGCUUUCAGUAUGAUGUCUUGGAUUUCUGUAAUAUUUAACACUUGGAAUCUAGCCUUGUGUGUUAAGUUACCAAGCAUUUUCUGCCCCACACUUGUAAGUACACAAGCCCCUCCCUUUAUUUAUUUUUAAAGUGAUCACUCUUCAACUUUGGCACACUUGAUGAUUCACUUACAUGUUCUAAUACAUUCUUUAUGAGAACAGGAUGUCAUCAAGCUAAAUCUGGCAAUAAACAAAGUACUACCAAUUACUUUAACAAGCAAAACAUUUGAGAUUAUUUGUUCUGUAAAUACAUCUUUGUUAAUGCACUCAGAUUAGUUUGCCUUUAGUAACAGUGUCCCACUUCUAAUCUUUUUCCUCCAGAGAAAGCUAUUAAUGAAGCAUCAAGAUACAAAUUAUAGGUACAUUUAAGGAAUGCAAGUGGUUUGCUUGGGCAACGUUCCUUCAACAGUAACAUAUAUUUUGUAUUCUAUUGCAACUUUUUUUGUGUUUUUGUUUUCAUACAUUGCUUUGUGAAGGAAAAAAGAAUAGGGUUUUGCUAGUUUGUUUGUGCAAUCAAUAAUGUAUUUCAGCAAAGGGUAUAUCUGUAAAUUGCUAGUUUAAACUUGACAUACUAUAUUCUGGCAAAAAAAGAAAAGCACUGAGUGACAGUGUAAAAUUGAUUAAGUUCUUAUUGUAGGAUGGUAUCCAACUAAGCCAUAGUCAGAGUAGGCCCACUGAAAUCACUGAAAUGACUAACUUAAAGUCCAUUGACUGGACUUAAGUCUAGUAGGUCUACUGUGAGUACAACUUGGGUCAGAUACCACACAUUUCUGCAGUAAUUUUAUGAUAUCACUGACAGACUCAUCCACAUAGUUUAUUGGUGCAAUUUUUUAUAACAGUAAUGCACUAAUAAUGGAAUAGAAAUGAAUUUGUGUAUUAACCUUAUUAUGGCAAUAUUUAUUUACUACGAAGACUUGGUGUAAGGAACAAAUUGAGUUUUAUUUAACCAUGGCACAGUCAAUACAGGUGCAGCAGACCUGGCACCUUUAAGUAUAUCAAAAUGCAGCAGCAAGUGAAUCUUGUACCAUGAUCCAGGUUAGCCAGGAAAGGCAUUUCUUCAAACAUACCUAUAAAUUUGAAUAGCUUUAAUAAACAACACCUUGAAAACAAACUCAAUAAUAAUGUGCCAGCAUGCAGAGCCAUUAACAGAUGAUUAUUAAGGAGUUUGUUUUCAGGAUUUCAUUCAUUCAAGCUAGACAAACGUAUAGAUAUGUUUAGGGGAUGUCUUCCUUGGCUAAAACUUGGGCCACCUCCUUAAAGACUAAAUGCAAAAACAAGAUACUUAAGGAUUUUGAGAUCUAAGUAGCAUUGCAAAUCAUUCUGGCAGAUUUUGGCUUUGGGUAUAAAUGAGCUUUAAUUCAUGGACUGCCCCUUAAGUCAAAAAUAAAAUAGAAAAACCACUCAUCACCAGAAGCAACACAUCUUCAUAUAUCAAAAUUUCCUUUUUAUUUUACAAGUUUAUAUAUUUUCUUUCUUUGACCUGGUAUUUUAAAAAAAUUCUUUUUCUGAGAGAUUACCAAAACUUGAGAGAAGCAUUUACGUAAUUUAUUUUUUAAAAAACUUAAAAUUAAAAGCUUACCUUUGAAAGGUAAAGAUUGAAUACACUGUUUAAAAUGCCAAUAAAAACCUCAUUUAUUUCAUAUAUGCAAGUUGAUUUGCACAUCUAUAAGUACAUUUCACCUAAUUUUGAUGAUUUGUCUCUUUUGUAGUUUAUAGAAGCAGUUGUGGCUGAGGACAGUUUUGUUUUUUUGCAUGGCAAUGUCAAAAUAUGUGUGCCUUUUUAUUUUAAGUAAUUGUGUGUUUAGGAUUUGGGCAAUGCCUGAAAAAUUAUAAUGGAAUAUUAAUUUGAGAAUUUAUAUACUUUUGUAAAUAUGAGUAUGAAUUAUGAAUAUUUUUAUUGGAAAGAAGACAAAGCUGUUAAAGCAAAAGAGCAUAUUGCAAGCUGCAACAAGAGAAUGCUGCCUAUUGAUAUUUGUACUUGAAUGUGUCUAAACACAAUGCACUUAUGUGAUGCAUUAUUUGUGUUACAUCUUAGCAAAGGCGGAAGGAUGGAAUAUAGUAGGCUAAUGAACAGCUGACUGGUCUUCUAUAUGGUUCUGUAGGGUAGUUGGUAGAAAUUUACCCUGAACCUCUCUUGUUUUUUAAGAAAAAUGCAGUUCAGUAUGCAAAUUACUAAUACUUCAUAGUUUUGUGAACUGGCACAAUCUUUUGAAGGAGCAGAGUUUUCUUGCAGAGCAUAAAGCUCAUCUCAACUUCCACAGCUAAGAAAGCACUCCUAUUACCUUCUUGCUUGAAUUCCCUACUACUGUAGCAUUAAAAGCAAACAUCUAUUUUAUCUAAAGUUCACACAGCAUAUUAAGCUGUGCAUGUUAUGUGAUUCUAGUGUUCAUGCCACUGUUGUAGAAUCAGGAUUAGCAGCAGCAGCCUAGCACGAAGUCACAGCAACCAAAUUCCCUCAAGUACACAGAAACUAAAAACUAUAGAUAGUUCAGGUUAUAUUUUUGACUGAUAAUAUGAGUGUCAUCCUUCCUUCUACAAAUUUGCCAACAUGAAUGACCAAGCACUCCCAUAUGUUAUUUCUUCAGUGUGGCUCUGCUUAUAUGGCUGUUCCACAUGAAGAAUUUUUAGCGUGUGUAAAUAGGCCCUAAAUCAAUUUCUGUGGAAACUUCCAUUUAUUUAUUUAACACUGUAAUAUUCAUGUGACAUUUUAUACCUUGAUGUUCAACAGUCCUACUAGGCCUUCUGCUAAAAUCAAAGUAUUUAGGAGCAAUUCAAAAGAGGGUUCACUAGGGCAUGGAUAAAACAUUUAUUUCAAUGAUUUAAGUUGCUUCUUGCACUACGUUACAUGGUUUUGAGGUACACAGUUUGUUUGGUGCUCCUAUCAUAUGAUUUAAAAUUGCAUGAGCAUCUUUAUGUAGUAACCUCCCCAUAACUGGUGCUUUUAUUUUUGUUUUUAAAAUUACAAUCGUUUUGAGUUUUUUUAAAAAUAUAUAUUUUCUUGUAACUAAGGUUGUGAAACAAAAGGGUAUCAGUAGUGCUUAGACUACAGAAAAUGUCACAUGUUCUAUAAAAUUACUGUGUCCACCCCUUGCACAAUGGACAUUACCCCAUCACAAUUACCAGUACUAGGUUUGCAAAGCAAAAAACUGAAUAGGUUUCACUUACUACUAGAUCAUUGUAUUCAAGCUUUUACACAAAGUACAGUGAGUUCAUAUUCUAGAUAACUGCUGUUAAUUAUUGUAACGUGAAAAGGACUAUUGUUGAGAGGAUAUUGACUGCUAUUUUAAGCUAGUAAUUCAGUGUGUCCUCUAGCUUAGGUUAUCCCUGGUGCUCCACAUUGGCUCUUGUCAAAUACAAGCAAGCAAGUAAGCACUGGUUUUCUCCACUGACAUACGAGAUUAAAUAACUUCAGUAUCAGUUUUCAAAAUUGUCCAUUAAUGGCUUUAGUACAACUAGUUCCUUGUACCAUUAAAAAAAAUUCCCAUUACCUUUUAUAUGCAAUAAGAACGUUACGUUUGUUCUAGUUUUUUUUUCUCCAAGGAGAGAUAUUUUUCUAUCCUAUCAACAAGCGACUUUCUUGUUUUUAAACUGGGCAUUUUGCCUUUACCAGUCCCAGCUCUUUGCCAUACACACUAUAUUAACCCAUAUAUUGCUACUCAUAUACAAACUGAAGAUUGACUUGUUCAUCCACUUUAUAUAUGUAGGUUAGUAUAGUAAAACUAUUAUUUGAUAACUUUUGAUAGUUUCUUAUCAGUUUUAUGUUUAUUGAUAUGGUUUCUGCUUUACAAAGCGUACUAUCUUGAGCCAACAACUUUUUACAGACUUUUUUUCUUCCAGUUUUUCUCAAGAUCUUUAACAUAAAUAAUAAAGUGCAAUUUCUGCUUGAAUUAGCUAUGCCAUUACAUUAAAGCAGCAUGGGCAUAGACACACACACACACACACUCAGGAUCUGCCUUUUGCUCUCUUUCACCAGAACAAUCUUGCAAGAAAAUCCACAAAUGGGUAUAAUUCCAGUUCAUGCCAAUUUGUAACGCAUCAACAACCUUCAAGGUGAAAUUAGAGUAAAUUAAAAAUAAUUAAAAUAACAAUCUCCUGCUUUAAUCAUACUGAGAAAAUAUUUGGUCUUCAAUAAGUCUAGUAAAGAGUCACUCGCUUGAAGGAGGAAUUAUCUUACAACAGCACUGCAGAUUUGGUGGCCCUCCAUCUGUUACCGGACUACAAUUCCCAUAAUCCCUGACCAUUGGCUAUGUUAGCUGGUAGGAAUAGGAUUUGGGAAUCCAAAAACAGCUGGAGGGCAAGAAAGUGGCUAUUCAAGAAGUUUUACUCAUGGCUUACUAAAACAAAGCCUCACUACUCUUAUUGCUUGAACACUGAUGUUUAACAACCACAAUUAAGCCACAGAUUGUCUUUUAAAUUAUUUUAAUUCCACCCAGUUUCAAGGGACAUUCUGUGUUGUGUUUGCCUUUGCUUUACUAGGGUGGGGAUAGUUAAUGGUUAAAUGAUGAGUAGUCAAACCAUACAGCAUGUGUGACUUGUAGAAGCACUCUCUUGGGCUUCUCCAGCAGUUCAGACUUCUGACUCACACCUCCAGCACCUUCCACAACUUUCCUGGCAGAAAGGUUUGCAUUUUACUCAUCAGUAUUUAACUUUUCAAAAAAAAACAACACUGUUUUUCUGUUUGUCCCAGUCUCCUGGAUGCAACUUCCAUUACCUUAGGCUUUUUACACUGACUGGCUUAUGCUUUGUCUCUUAAUAUUCCCAAAAUGUAAAAUGUUUUCCAUAAUUCUGUCCUUUACAUUCUAAGUCAUUUUUAGGUAUUAAACAAAGAUCCCAUACUAAAGAUUUUUGAACCUAUUACUGUGUAAUAAAUUGACUGUAUAAUAGAACUGCUAGGAAAGUCAGGCCAUCCUAUACUGCAAAUGUUAAAAGUGUGUGUAUGUAUAUAGUAUGCUAUAGAAAUAGAUAGUAUAUACAAGAUGGAUGUAUCUUAGUAUUAUAUCUUGAGUAUUUUAUCCUGGACACUGAUGGAUGGUACUUAACUACAUGCCCUGUCAUUUUAUAGUAAUAUAAACAAUUUCCUUGGUAUUGAUGUAUACAUAAAGGUACCAGCCUUACUAAUAAUCCACCAUGUGGAGUCUGUAUCUAGCAAUGGGUUUGGCUCAGCCUACACUCAAACAAUUAUGAAAGAGACUUGCUUUAAUGUAAUUGGUCAUAUGCUAUAUAUAGUGGUAGGUGUUUAUGGCACACUGUACGAGUUGCUAGUUCUACUUAGACUUUUUCUUGAACUCAAUGUCACUGCUUUCAAAAGUAGAAAAGUAUUAACAAUAGUUUACAAUAUUGGUAAAAUGACUUUUCAAAGGAAAAAACCUGGUUCCAAUGAGCUAGCAUAAACCCUCUGCAUUGUUUGCCAAGUGUACAUAAAUUUUCACCUAUAUGAUUCCUUCCUGAAAGUAUGUUUACGUAAUGCAUCAAUAACACCCACCCUCACAGAAAUACUGGCAAUAACCAUGCACAUACAUGUAAAAGGACACUUACCUAGCUCUUUGAAAACCAGGCUAUGGGGAAGCACACUGUUUUGUCUGACACAAGAGAGCUUACCCUUGGCUACUACUUUUCCUUUUAAAAAAAAAUAUAUACAAAGAAGGCAGCAAGUAGUAUAUAUACACACUGCUCUCCUGUUUACUAAAUGAACUAGGCAGUCCACAGCUAGGGGUCAUGAUAACAUUGACUGCCGGCUACUAACAGGAACCCUAAAAACAGUAAGUAGGGUUUUUUCCCCCAAAAGUGUGUAAUAGAGAAUAGGAAAAGUCACUAUCUCUACCAUAAAAAUAACAUUAAAAAACAAAAUCAUCAUUCGUAAUGAAGACUGAAAUGUUCCCAGUUCUAGGAGUACCACUGAGCUGAGUCAUAGGUUAAGAUUUAAUAAGGAUUUUAAUCUGUUUCACAAGCACUGUUUAUUUUUUUUAAAAGGAUACAUGUUUCAAAUUUUAUUUUUUUAUUUCCUAAAUUGUGUUCUGCUAUAUUUUGUUUAAGUAGUUUGCUUCACAGCAAGUAAUUGUAAAAUCAGACGUUUAACAAUAUGGGAAACUUAAAACCAAGGUAUGUCUGUAUUCUCAUGGCUGACAAUGCUUUCCUCCCCCCCACUGUUGUAGGGAGAACUAGGAAAAUUUUUAUUUUUCAAUAAACUUUUUCUUGUGUGA